Molossus molossus (Pallas's mastiff bat) is the source of this 1085-nucleotide messenger RNA. It is a transcript of the gene NAA40, whose product is annotated as N-alpha-acetyltransferase 40, NatD catalytic subunit. The transcript is spliced from 8 exons. Gene Ontology annotation, cellular component: nucleus. The coding region runs from base 91 to 804 and encodes 237 amino acids. Lineage: Eukaryota; Metazoa; Chordata; Mammalia; Chiroptera; Molossidae. The record is from RefSeq and is a predicted model, not a curated record. Gene Ontology annotation, molecular function: histone H2A acetyltransferase activity; protein N-terminal-serine acetyltransferase activity; histone H4 acetyltransferase activity.
UGUCGCCGCUGCCACCGUAGCUGCUGUUGCCGCCUCCCUGCCGGCAAGUGUGGGAAGGAGGAGCUGAGGGCCGCCGCCACCGUUGCCGCCAUGGGGAGGAAGUCAAGCAAAGCAAAGGAGAAGAAGCAGAAGCGGUUGGAGGAGCGAGCAGCCAUGGAUGCGGUCUGUGCCAAAGUGGAUGCAGCCAACAGGCUUGGAGACCCUUUAGAGGCUUUCCCGGUGUUCAAGAAAUAUGAUCGAAAUGGCUUAAACGUCUCCAUUGAAUGUAAGCGAGUGUCUGGACUGGAGCCAGCCACCGUGGACUGGGCCUUUGACCUGACCAAAACUAACAUGCAAACCAUGUAUGAGCAAAGCGAGUGGGGCUGGAAGGACCGAGAAAAAAGGGAGGAAAUGACAGAUGACCGAGCCUGGUACCUCAUUGCUUGGGAAAACAGUUCUGUCCCUGUUGCCUUUUCUCACUUCCGGUUUGACGUGGAGUGUGGGGAUGAAGUCUUGUACUGCUACGAGGUGCAGUUGGAAAGCAAGGUGCGGCGGAAAGGCCUGGGGAAGUUCCUCAUACAGAUUCUGCAGCUCGUGGCCAACAGCACACAGAUGAAGAAGGUUAUGUUAACAGUAUUUAAGCACAAUCAUGGCGCCUACCAGUUCUUCAGAGAAGCACUGCAAUUUGACAUCGACGACUCUUCCCCCAGCAUGUCUGGUUGCUGUGGGGAGGACUGCUCCUACGAGAUCCUGAGCCGAAGGACCAAGUUUGGGGACAGUCAGCAUUCCCAUGCGGGUGGGCACUGUGGUGGCUGCUGCCACUGAACUCCCAAGCCAGAACACUCUCUCCAAGGCCUGCCCUCUCCCCUGGUCUCAUGCCACUUGCCAGGUGCCUUCAGAGCUGUGGCCUCCUCAGCCCUGCAUGUGCCCGGCUCUACCCUGAGAUCACAGAACCCUGGGGAGGAGUGGUCCGAGCCGCCCCUCCUCCUUUCUCCUAGAAGAGCAGUGCCAGGAGGGAGCAGAGAGGAGGAUGCUGAGGGAAGAGCUGGUGGAGGCUGGGCAUGAAGUCAUCCUUGCACGGAGGCUGCCUUCUGUCUCCACUCUUG